Exserohilum turcica Et28A is the source of this 2576-nucleotide messenger RNA. RefSeq lists its product as uncharacterized. Gene Ontology annotation, cellular component: AP-3 adaptor complex; membrane coat. Gene Ontology annotation, biological process: intracellular protein transport; vesicle-mediated transport. The transcript is spliced from 2 exons. The coding region runs from base 1 to 2541 and encodes 846 amino acids. NCBI's taxonomy places the organism in Eukaryota, Fungi, Ascomycota, Dothideomycetes, Pleosporales, Pleosporaceae. The record is from RefSeq and is a predicted model, not a curated record.
AUGCAUCCGUCCAACUUUGCUCAUUGGUCUCUCUCUACAGCUCGCGACCUGACGCUCGAAGCCGCCCGCGAUGCCAGCAAUGUCCGCCGCGCCCCCACGCGAGAGCUGCCCUCGGGCCAGCUUAAGAAGCUCCUCGACAGCAGAUCUGAGCGUGACGUCUUGGAGGGGCUGCGGAGAGUCAUCACUAUGUCCUACCGACAGCCGCCUUCGCAAACGCUGCCCUUCUUCUCCCACGUAAUCAAGAACGUUGCCUCGCCCUCGCUCCAGGUCAAGAAGCUCGUCUACAUAUACCUCCUUCAGCAUGCCGAGCACGAACCCGAUACCGCUCUCCUUUCCAUCAAUACCAUACAAAAGUCGCUCACCGACACGAAUCCCCAGCUGCGCGCACUGGCGCUGCGCGUCAUGUCGAGCAUCCGCGUGCCCGUCAUUAGCCAGAUUGUGAGCCUGGGAAUCAAGCGCGGUUCGGGAGAUAUGUCGCCGUAUGUGAGGAGGGCAGCGGCCUUGGCGAUACCAAAGUGCUAUAGACUGGACCCCAACACUGAACCGCAGCUGCUGGAAUAUCUCUCGGCAUUGCUGGGCGACAAGCAGUAUUUCGUGACGGGGGCUGCCGUCUCUGCAUUCCUAGAGCUGUGCCCGGAUCGCUUGGACCUCAUACACCCACACUACCGCUCCUUGGUACGGAAACUGGUCGAUAUGGAUGAGUGGGGACAGCUGGCUACAUUGCGGCUGAUGAUGGUCUAUGCCCGGAGGUGCUUUCCCAGGCGGACCAAGAAGGUCAAAAAGGCGGCCGGUGCCAACACGAACAGCAAACCCACACAGUCUACCAAGGGCUUUUACGAUGAUUCUGAGAGCGAAUCUGAGGAAGAGCAAGAGCAGGAUAUGGAGGAGAUUGCCGUGCUAGAUCCAGACCUGGAGUUGUUGCUAAAAGGCUGCCAGUCGCUUCUUCAAUCCCGAAACGCUGCCGUGGUAAUAGCGGUAGUGAGAACUUACCUCUACCUCGGUACGCCCGAGUACCUGACCCAGGCCAUCGGGCCGCUUAUCUCCCUGCUGCGAUCUGCAGGCGACAUUCAGCACAUAGCCCUGUACAACAUUGUGCAGGUUUGCUUAGCGCACCCCGAGCCGUUUGUGAAGUACUACACGCAUUUCUUGGUACGAUCGACAGAUGCACCGCAUAUAUGGCAGUUGAAGCUCGAACUGCUUACUUUGAUCUUUCCGCACGCGCAAUCGAGGUUACAGAGCUUGAUACUUGCCGAGCUCAGCCAUUUCUCACACUCGGGUAGUCUGGAUCCAGCCCUGGUCAAAGAGUCUGUACGCGCAAUUGGACGCUGCUCACAAAGUCCUGCAACGAGUCCCCAGACGUCUGCCAGGUGUCUCAAGCUACUCCUGAAGCACAUUGGCUCUGCCGAUGCCCAUUUAGUAGCCGAGUCGCUCGAGGUUAUCCGACAUCUCAUCCAGCGAGAUCCAAACGCCCAUCGCACGACGGUUGUUCGGUUGGCAAAGCAUUUGGAUGCAGCCACGAGCCCUCAAGCUCGCGCAAGCAUCAUAUGGCUGGUCGGCGAAUUCGCCGGUCUUGAUCCGGAGAACAACAUUGCAGCGGAUGUGUUACGCAUUUUGGUCAAAGGCUUUGCGGACGAAGCGGAGCCAGCCAAACUUCAAAUCGUGUUGCUAGCAGCCAAGGUCUAUGUGCAUCACUUGGCAGCCAACCCGCCCCCGGAACCAAAGGUGGAAGAGCCCAAGCCGAAUCCGUUGGAUACCUUUGAAGAACAGGGCGGGUUCAGAGACGAGCACCUUGAUUCGCUUGCACAAAACACGGAGCCCCAAGAGGAGGAAAAGCCGCAUAUCAUCGAGGCACUGUACAACUACGUUUUGUUGUUGGUAAGGUAUGAUACCUCAUACGACCUCCGCGACCGUGCUCGCGUCUACAGGGCAUUACUCGCGACGCCCACUUCUACGCAACUUGCCUCUCUCCUACUUCUGGCACCCAAGCCGGUGCCGCAUAUUCCCAGUCCUAGUGAGACUCGAAAAGGAUAUGUGCUGGGAAGCGCCAGCCUCGUCAUUGGCGAUGAGGGGGGCGUUGGUGGCCUCAAGGGCUACGAAAACCUGCCUCGGUGGGUCAAAGAGGGCGAAGAACCAGACGCAGCGCUACGUGAUGAGGCCGCUUCGACUUCUUCGUCAAACUACGUAUCGGCGUAUGAAACGGCAAGGAACAUGUCGGCAGCCGAAAGGCUGGAUGCAGCCGCAGGCAGCAGUGGCAGAAUGGCGGGUGACAGCACCAUGAGUCCAAGGGGCCUGAACGGCGUGGGUGGAGACACGGGCGUUGGCGGAGUACCAAAGGUGCCGCUCAAGGAAAAGACGCUGGACGACUGGCUAGCCGAGGAGGAAGAGGAUGGCGAGACUGAGACGGAGAGUGAAGAAGAAGAAGAAGAAGAAGAAGAAGAAGAGGAAGAGACGGACGAAGAGGAGAGCGAAGAAGAAAGCGAAUUCGAAACAGACAGCGACGAAGAGGAAACCGAUGAUGAGCGAGGCACUCUCCUCAAGUAGUAGCUUGUUUGUCAUGAUGAUACAUUGAACAAGAG